GUCUUGACAGACGUCGUAGCAUAACGAUGCGCGUCACCAUCAUAUAGGCACUAUCAUUAUGCGCUUCCUAGAGGAGAUGCUUUUAUCUAACUUUCGAACUGGGCCAUUCAUUAUCUAAGUUGAUUGAGUUUGUUUAUCAUGCUACAAACGGACCUGCUAAGAUUCAAUAUUCAUCGUCUUAAAGUCGCCGAGUUACUGCCGCCUUCCGUGCAGCGACGGCUGCCUCCCCCGCGUCCACCGCGCCGCGCGGCGCGGCGGGGCGGGGCGGCCUCCUCGGUCGCUUCUCGAUUCGUCUGCGGCCGCCGGCACCUGUGCGACGCCGGCCGGUGACCUCACGGCUAGGCGUGCCUCCUCUCAAACCGCCGGCAGCCCGAUGCCCAGCGGCCGUCUCCUAUAUAAGCUGCGGAGCGACUCCCAGCAGCAGUCUGCAGCUAGCCUCGCUCGGGCAUUACUGAUCAGAUAGUCCACUCCGCAGUUCGCAGAGCCUCACGAUGAAGUUCCUGUACGUGUUGGCUGCACUGCUGGUGUUGACCCAGGUCAUCCAGGUGGAGGCCCUCUUCGGUCUGAUCGCGCUCAAGGCGGGUGCCAUCGGCUACGCUCUUGGCAGGGCGAGCCGCGGUUUCCGUGGUGGCUACGGCCGUCGCCGUGGCGGCUACGGCGGCUACGGUCGCCGGUACGGUCGCCGUGGCGGCUACGGCCGACACCGGUACGGCCGCGACCUGACGGCCGUGCAGGAGCUGGACGAGACGAGCAGGGAGGGUCUGCAGAUGGACGCCUACUUCGCCGCCGUGCAGCUCGGAGACGAGGACGGCUGCGGCCUGCGCCUGGUCUGUGAGCUGCGCACCAUGGACCCUGCCCAGCUCGGCGAGGAGGAGAACAUGAUCCUGGCGCUGUUCGGCUCGAACGUACCCAGCUCGGGCCGUCCCGACUCGCCGAAGCUGGCGUAUGACGCGGCUGCCGACCUGGGAAGCCGCGCCGGAUCUGUGGAGGUGUGCGCCGAGACCUUCCACGCAUGCCAGUACGGCUCCGCUGAGCUGAUCCAGGCCAUCAAGGACAGCAGUCCCGAGCAGUGAGCUCGUCCCGAUCGUCUGCCGUCCCUCGUCUUUCGUCUGAGUUUCGUCCGUUGUGUCCCGUCUGAAGUCAGCUUUCGGCACAGCUGUGGGCGAUUGCUGUUGCUUGUUAGUACCUACCUUACUGAGGCAUUAUGAGUGUUGGCUGUUCCGAGCACGCUGCUAGCGCUGAUUUUGACAGCGUUAGCACGCCGCUGUUGUUUGUACGCAGCUUUACUAUCAUCAUCUGUUCAUGAUUCUGUUCGGGCAAGUGAACAGACAGGCCAGUUCGUCCCGGUUCUGCAAUGUUCGCUGCCAGACCCUGCAAUGUAUGACAUCAUCUUCGAUUUCAUCCGUGCUCAGCUAUGUGGCAUGAACAAUACAUGUGUUGAAAAUGA
This is a messenger RNA of Amphibalanus amphitrite, 1447 nucleotides long. RefSeq lists its product as uncharacterized. Lineage: Eukaryota; Metazoa; Arthropoda; Thecostraca; Balanomorpha; Balanidae. The transcript has 5 exons. The record is from RefSeq and is a predicted model, not a curated record. Bases 492 to 1073 code for a protein of 193 amino acids.